Messenger RNA from Bipolaris victoriae FI3, 909 nucleotides. RefSeq lists its product as hypothetical. Lineage: Eukaryota; Fungi; Ascomycota; Dothideomycetes; Pleosporales; Pleosporaceae. The record is from RefSeq and is a predicted model, not a curated record. The transcript has 2 exons. Bases 1 to 909 code for a protein of 302 amino acids.
AUGCCAACACUAGACCUUCUGCCUUUGACUACCAUUUCGCGCCGCAUAUACUCGCUCAUCUUACGCAUUUUGCACAAUCGCCUUGUCACAGCUGCAGAACUGAACUCACACUCUGUACUCCUCGAAUGCUUCCACCCGUCUGCGAAACUUACCGAGCCGCCUUACUUUUGCACAUAUCGAGGCACUGAUGGCUUGAAACUAUAUCAUGAUAUUGAUCCAAGCGAGAAAAAUGUAGGCAGACUGGGUGAGAUGUAUAGAAUGUACUCUCGUUACCGACCACACAGACGUGAUCUAGAGGCUAGUGGGAGAAGGGUAAGGCCAAGGCCGGGAGACGUUCCUGGCAGUCGCACCUUUCCAGGGACAGUGCAGGAUCCAUAUGACAGCGAAUCGGUCAAGCAGACGCUGAGCUUGGAAGCACAUGAGCUAUUCACGCAAUUGAUUGCACAAACGAACCUUGUUAAGAUCGGAUCGCACAACCUCUUCACAAACGUGGUUGAGGUUGAGGAGGGUGUGCUGAGGGUGUGGAGAGAGUGGCUCAAAGACGUUGCGGCGAGAUGCAGAGUAGACAACCGAAUAGCGUCGAAUGAGGUUAUCGAAGAAGUGGGUAAGGGCAAGGAAGUUGCAAGAGAAAUCGUUGAAGAAAAGGCAAAUCUCGAGGAUCCCAGUAUCUUGUGGGUGAGCCCAAGGAAGGACAGCGGUAUACGCUUCAAUGCGCGUGAGAGAAAGCUCCGCCGGAACUUACCCAUUCUCAUCAGCGCAGAUGAGGAUGAAGACAUGCCUGUUACUUAUGAAAUUGAAUUUGAUGAGCUUCUCAUUCGCACAUCGCAUCUCUUGUUAAUGCUCGAUAGGUCAAUGCUGCAGGAGGACAAUUCAUCUGGCAAGGCGGUAGUUUUCGGUUCAUUUGGAUAG